Messenger RNA from Dovyalis caffra, 294 nucleotides. The record is from the annotation of a GenBank genome assembly. Lineage: Eukaryota; Viridiplantae; Streptophyta; Magnoliopsida; Malpighiales; Salicaceae.
AUGGCAAGGGUCUUGUCUAAGCCUGAAGAUGAUCUCCCUAAAAAACAAACGCGGCUACCAGAUAGCGAAAAAGAGAUGUUGCAUGCCAUAAAAAUUGAUCACCACCUGGAAAUACUGAGACAUGAAAGUUCCUGCAGCUUGGAAGCACCAUACAAGCUGCACCGGCAUUGCAAGAGGAAAGCAUGGAUAAAUAGGUCUCUUUUGCCAAAGUGGGACAAUCAAGUCGGCUUCUACGGGAUUGUUCACACCAUACCUCCUCUUGUUCUUCAUUGUUUGCAACCAACUAGCUUUUGA